Molecule: messenger RNA, 3178 nt
Organism: Rhagoletis zephyria (snowberry fruit fly)
Lineage: Eukaryota; Metazoa; Arthropoda; Insecta; Diptera; Tephritidae
Gene: Rev1
Product: Rev1 DNA directed polymerase
Biological process (GO): error-free translesion synthesis; error-prone translesion synthesis
Cellular component (GO): nucleus
Molecular function (GO): deoxycytidyl transferase activity; DNA-directed DNA polymerase activity; damaged DNA binding
Source: RefSeq, a predicted model, not a curated record
CCUAGUAAACAAUCAUCUGAAAAAUCGCGCUUCAGCAAGGGGUAUUCAUUGUACCUUCCGCCUGAGUAAUUUAUUGGAUUUAGAUCAAUUCAAAUAAAUAGAAUACUGGCUUAAAAUAUGAAUGCAAAUGGAUUCGAACAAUGGGGCGGCUAUAUGGAAGCCAAAAUUACCAAGCUGGAAGAGCAAUUUUCAGCUUCUAGUAACCCCUAUCGACGUUCAAAUUUGUUUGCUGGAAUAUCAAUUUACGUCAACGGUCUAACUAUUCCUUCAGCGGAUGAACUGAAACGUAUAAUGAUGGUGCACGGUGGUACCUACCAUCAUUAUGAACGAUCACAUACCACAUACAUUAUCGCUUCGAAUUUGCCGGAUGUAAAAGUACGAAAUAUGAACACUGGUAAAAUUAUAAGUCCUCAGUGGGUCGUGGACUGCGUAAAAGAAAUGCGUAUUCUUUCUUACACAAGGUAUCUAUUGUAUACAAACCAAAAUAAAUCCCAGCCACGUUUAGCCUUUGAGAAAAAUAAAGAUGAAACAAAAAAUCAGGCCAAACUUGUCAAAGAUGCUAAUGAAAUCAGAAGUAAAGACAACACAGCUCUGAAAACUGAUAACAAUCAAAUUGAAAAGGAUUUCGCACGUACUGCUGUAGAUCCAAAGUUUCUUUCGGAAUUUUACAAUAAUUCCCGAUUACAUCACAUUGCAACGCUAGGCGCAGGUUUUAAACAAUACAUUUCUGAUUUACGUGAUCAGCAAGGCUCAAAAAAGUUUCUAGCGCGCUCAGAAUUAAAGCAGCGGCUACUUCCAAACUCCAACACCAAUAUUCCGUCAAUUUCAUGGGUCAUGCAUAUUGACAUGGACUGCUUCUUUGUUUCGGUGGGACUACGCAAACAUCCGGAACUGAAGGGUCAACCAGUGGCUGUCACACAUUCCAAAGGUGGGGCAAGUGCCAACGCAGUACCUAUUCAUCCUGGCGUUGACCGCAAAAUCGAAGGAGAAUUGUUUGCAAAGCGUUUUGAAGAACACCUACACAAUAAUAUACUAUCAGAUAAGGUGCGCAGCGGUUUCGAAGCUAAAAUGUCUCUUUCUGAGAUAGCUUCAUGUAGUUAUGAAGCUCGUGCAAGAGGCAUUCGUAAUGGCAUGUUUGUAGGACAAGCUUUAAAUUUAUGUCCUGAGUUAAAGACAAUACCAUAUGACUUUGAAGGCUAUCGCGAAGUUUCGCACACUUUAUAUGAUACCAUAGCUCAGUACACAUUAAAUAUCGAGGCAGUCAGUUGUGAUGAAAUGUUUGUUGAUCUAGCGGAUGUAUUAGAUGAAAUCAAAGUGGAUCCAAUGGAUUUCGUAUUUUAUGUGCGUGAAGAAGUUCGCACAAAAACUGGAUGUCCAUGUUCUGCAGGUGUUGGUGGAAAUAAGUUGCAAGCUCGCAUGGCUACCAAACGCGCCAAACCAGAUGGUCAGUACCUCUUACGUCCAGAUGGUGCCGAGGAGUAUAUGGCUGAUAUAAAUAUAAAAGAUUUGCCCGGGGUUGGAAGCAGCACUGCCUAUAUAUUGAAGCAGAACAAUUUAGUAACAUGUGGGGAUCUUCAAAAGGUUUCGUUGUCAAAAUUACAAAUGCAUGUUGGCAAGAAGUUUGGGGAAACACUUUAUCAAUUUUGCCGUGGUAUCGACAGCCGGCCCCUUAUCUAUGGACAGAUACGUAAAUCCGUUUCAGCGGAAGUGAAUUAUGGCAUUCGCUUUAAAGAAUCUAGUGAGCUAGAAACGUUUCUUCGGCAAUUAUGCACCGAAGUACAUAUCCGUCUGAGCGAUAUAAAACGCAGGACGAAAUGUAUUACGCUUAAAUUAAUGGUGCGCGCCAAGGACGCACCACGAGAGGCUGCUAAAUUUAUGGGUCAUGGAGUUUGUGAUCAUAUAACAAAAUCAGUUUCAUUAUCGGAUUACACUUGCGACCUAGAUACGAUUACACGUACAGUGUUAACAACUAUGAAGGCUUUAGAACUUUCGCCAAACGAGCUGCGUGGCAUUGGUAUCCAACUUUCUAAACUAAAUGAUCCUAACGAGAAUAAAGAACGAAAAAAUAAUGUUAUACUGAAUAUGUUUAGCAAGGUGGCAGGAAAGCAAAAAGAGAUCAUAGGUCCAAUCCAAAAUGAUAACAGCAACGGCAGUGCCACAAAUAAUGAAAAUGAGAUAUCAAACCGUAAUGCACCUUUAAAUGUACAAAAUGACGAGGUGACUAGUAAACUCAUGGGGAAACGUACGCGUGGCAGACCCGUUGGCAGCUUAUUUGAGAAAAAAUCUAAAAAAGGUCCAGAUAUAUUAGAUUUAAUGCAAAAGGCCGCUGCAAAGCAGCCUGAUUUGCCUAGUGUCAAUUUGGGUAUUAGUGUCACCAUACCCAAAGAUAUAGAUCCCGACGUUUUUGCGGCUCUGCCUUUGGAUAUCCGUGCCGAAAUAUUACAAGCUCAUAGCAGUUCCUCACAAAAGUUAGCUGAGAGCGAAAUACUAUGUCGGUCUUUAAAUGAGAGCGAUUUUCAGCCAUCCACAUCUAAAGCAGCUCAGCUGAAACAGCAGCGCAAGGCGCAAGAAAAAGAGCACAAGAAACACACAUUGAAAGAGACUAAAUCAACGAUGUAUAUAGAUCCGGAAUUUUUGGAUGCAUUGCCUCAAUCGUUGCGUUUGGAAGUUGAAAAGGAUUUUCUGCAUCCAAAAAGCAUAUCCAUAGAUGGAACUGCAGGGGAAAAAUAUGGCCAAGCAACUGGCAGUGAUGUUAAAGAAAGUCCUAGAACACAAGUAUCUCCUGAUAACUUAUUCAUGCAAGCAAAUUGCAUGGAAUUACUGUUAGCUUGGGUAAAAAGUACAAAUGUGCCAGAAACAUAUGAUAUCAACUUGAUUGCAUCUCAUGCUGAGGAAAUGGUCAAGGCACACGAAAUUGAUAGGCUUUAUACACCUCUGAUUUAUCUAUGCAGACUACUCAAUCAACAGAAGAGCAGGGAUACAACCAGUGAGUGUAUAUGGCACAAUGCAUAUCUGAGUAUUAUAAAUGUUGUACAAAAGGAAAUGAAAAAGGCCUACGAUGGUCGAAGCCUGUUUAUAGGCGCUAAGUUAAAAUGUGAUAAGUGUAUUGCACUGUAAAAAAGUUGUAAAUUUAUCAUUUACAUACGUUUUUAAAAAUGAUAUUAAAAUGAAAAGUAAA